CAGCCGUAAGGCGGGGCCGAGCCGUCGUAAGGCAGCCGGCGAGCAGGUGCUGUCUUCGCUCUGUCCGCUCCGCCGGUGUCAUUGGGCUCCGAGGACCGGCGGCGAGGGCACUGCGGGCGGCUUGGGGUCCCGCACGGCCAUGGCGGGCGCGCUGGUGCGGAAGGCGGCGGACUAUGUCCGGAGCAAGGACUUCCGAGACUACCUCAUGAGUACGCACUUCUGGGGCCCCGUAGCCAACUGGGGUCUUCCCGUCGCCGCCAUCAAUGACAUGAAGAAGUCCCCAGAGAUCAUCAGUGGGCGGAUGACAUUCGCCCUCUGCUGUUAUUCCUUGGCAUUCAUGAGAUUCGCCUACAAGGUGCAGCCUCGCAACUGGCUCCUGUUUGCGUGCCAUGCCACAAAUGAAGUAGCCCAGCUCAUCCAGGGCGGACGGCUCAUCAAGCACGAGUUGACUAAAAAGGCAUCAGCGUAACAAUGGACCUGGAGAACUGACUCUUUGAAGGGGAGGCUGCGACCUGCUGCUGCUGAGUCAGGAUUGCUUCAUGAUGGGGUUGCUGAGGAAGACAUGCGGAAGGCUGUUUUUACUAAGCAGACCAUUUUUGUAGACAUGGCCGAGAGUCCGUAAGCCAGUGCUCGGCUGCCUUACAAGUGCUGAAUGUUUUAGUUCUCAUAAAGACUAGCUCGAAAUAUGCAAUGAUUUUAGUGAUUCCCAAUGAUGGUUUUAUCUGCAGUAACAUGUAUGUUACCAGGAUUCGUUAAUGAAAACUGAAGAGAACAAGGUUUGUAACUCUCAGCUCUUAAGCACUCAGAGCUCUUGACUUUAGCGAUCACGAGACGACUGGCAGCUGGCCGCAUGCAGCAGCUCGUCACCCCUGCUUGAGCAAGUGUGUCCCACGCAGUGCGCGUGCUGCAGCGCUCUGACUUCAUGGCAAUAAACGACUGAAACAUGUGUCCAUUGA
Messenger RNA from Pteropus alecto (black flying fox), 956 nucleotides. RefSeq names its product mitochondrial pyruvate carrier 1 (gene MPC1). Bases 140 to 469 code for a protein of 109 amino acids. Gene Ontology annotation, cellular component: mitochondrial inner membrane. The record is from RefSeq and is a predicted model, not a curated record. Lineage: Eukaryota; Metazoa; Chordata; Mammalia; Chiroptera; Pteropodidae. Gene Ontology annotation, biological process: pyruvate import into mitochondria. The transcript is spliced from 5 exons.